AUGGUCGCCGCCGGAUGCCGCCACACGAUUCUGCUGAGGAGCGACGGUGCGGCCGCGGCUUGCGGUGGCAACGCCGAUGGGCAGUGUGACCUCCCUUCCCUGGACUCGGGUUUGGCCUACUCGCAGGCCGCUGCUGGGCGUGCCCACACGGUCCUGCUCAGGAGCGACGGCGUGGUCGUGGCCUGUGGCACGAACGCCGUUGGGCAGUGCGACAUUCCGCCCCUGAACGCGGGCCAGUGUUACACGCAGGUUUCGGCAGGAUUCGGUCACACGGUGCUGCUCAGUGGCGACGGCACAGCGGUGGCCUGCGGCAGUAACAGUUGUGGGCAGUGCGACCUUCCGCCUUUGGACGCGGGCGUGGUCUAUGUCCAGAUUGCUGCUGGAGCAAGCCACACAGUCCUGCUAAGGAGCGAUGGCACUGCCACCGCUUGUGGUGACAACAACAGUGGACAGUGCGAUAUCCCGGCCUUGGAUGCAGGCGUUACCUACAGGCAGGUUGCAGCAGGAAGCUACCACACUGUCAUGCUCAGGAGCGAUGGCACGGCUGUUGGUUCUGGCUGGAACAUAGGCGGCCAGUGCACUCCUCCAGCUUUGAGCGCGCGCGUGACCUACACGCAGGUUGCUGCAGGAAUGUGCCACACUGUCCUGCUGAAGAGCGAUGGGCUGGCGGAGGCUUGCGGCACCAGUUGCAACGGAGAGUGCAACCUUCCAGGUUUGGAAGCAGGGGUAGCUUAUUCAAGACGUUGCCGCAGGCAUGUGCUAUACAGUGCUUCUGAGGAGCGAUGGCACAGCCACGGCAUGUGGCUGGAAUGA
This is a messenger RNA of Prorocentrum cordatum, 813 nucleotides long. Lineage: Eukaryota; Dinophyceae; Prorocentrales; Prorocentraceae. The record is from the annotation of a GenBank genome assembly.